GUUGUUUAUGGCUUUUUUCGAGAAGUUCACGGCCUAUAAGGUGUGUAUCUAUAUAAUGUAUAAAUAGAUCACAUUUUGGCUAGAAUGCGCCCAAACGAUCACACUGCAACAUGCUCGUAGAAUCGAUGGUUCUUAUAAUUGGGUUGGCGACAGUUCGUCCGCAACACUACACGAUCAGCGCUCAGGAAUACGCGAGUGGGCAGUUGGCUCCUCAAUAUCCGGCAGGAAUAGAUCCGGCUUCUUGUCCGAACUAUCCAAAUUGCGAGAAUCCGUUGGUGGCGCUUAGCCAAGCUCCGAAACCUGCCCAGUACAGUCCAGUGGCGCCUCAGUUCACUCCGGUCAGCCAAUAUUCCGCUGUUCCAAGAUACACUUCUCCACAAUAUGCUGCCGCACCAGUACAGUACGCGUCCUCACCGUACCAGCAGUCUUUCGCACCGGCACCAGCUCCUCAACAGUACAGUGCAGCACUGGGACCCCAGUAUCAGGGAUCACCGUCCAAACAGUACACACCAGAGGUGCAGAACGCCCUCGACAGGGGCGAGUAUAUAGGCGAUGGCGACUAUCACGGUGAAGGUUUAUCGGAGGCUGGAACAGCCACCAAUCCAGUUUUGGUGGGACCUACGUAUAGCCAGUCACAAACUUACGCUUCGCCAGGUUCAAGUUAUGCAUCUCCAGGUUUAAGUGCCUAUGCUGGACAAAUAGCACCGGUUGCUUCGCCGGGACCGGCACAGAUUCCAGCAGGACUUGAUCCCGCCGCUUGUCCAAACUAUCCGUUUUGUCAUUAGUAAUUCUAUUAUACUAUUAUUAAGGGAUCAUGUGCAGUGAUUAUAUUUUUAUGGAGAAAAUAUGAUGUUCCGUUCAUGUGUAAUAACUAACAUUGCGAAAUUUUGAUGAAACAGACAUUUUAGUUAAUGUUAAGUUAUGUUACAGACUACAGUAGUAGUAUAAUGAUGA
Messenger RNA from Aethina tumida (small hive beetle), 954 nucleotides. RefSeq names its product DNA-directed RNA polymerase II subunit RPB1-like. The transcript has 4 exons. The record is from RefSeq and is a predicted model, not a curated record. NCBI's taxonomy places the organism in Eukaryota, Metazoa, Arthropoda, Insecta, Coleoptera, Nitidulidae. Gene Ontology annotation, molecular function: structural constituent of cuticle. Bases 111 to 785 code for a protein of 224 amino acids.